This is a messenger RNA of Papilio polytes (common Mormon), 4593 nucleotides long. RefSeq lists its product as uncharacterized. The coding region runs from base 345 to 2957 and encodes 870 amino acids. Lineage: Eukaryota; Metazoa; Arthropoda; Insecta; Lepidoptera; Papilionidae. The transcript has 18 exons. The record is from RefSeq and is a predicted model, not a curated record.
ACUCGAAAGAAUUUAGAAAAGUCAAGUGAAAUAGGCUACAGUCCAUCCCUUAAAUGUAUUAAUUUUCUUCAUAGGUCAUGGUUAUUCAUGACAAAGAAUUCAACUAGCUCUACAUUAUGAUUAAGUGAAGCGAUUAGUGUUACCGGUUACCGUAUAAAGUUUCAUAAUAGUAAAUUGCUGAGCGUUCCGAUCACAGUCGGUCUAAAUUGAUCAAAUGAAUGUAAAUAAUAAAACAAUAAGUGGUCGGUGUCAAGUGAUUUCUCCGCCUACUGCAACGCCGGAGAUCAUUAUGCGGUUAGCGCGACAUGCGACUUGAGUACUCCAGACAAAAGAGUACUUGAGACAUGUCGGGCGAGGGCGAGCGCGCGUCCCGGCCUAACUCCCUGCUGCUGGAGCCACCUCCCCCGGAGCGCGAGCCGCUACACUUUGAUGUGCAGCUGGUCGGGGCGCCGCCGGAAGUCGAGCAACUGGUCAAUAAUAUCAAACAAGUCGCUGAGGACUUCCUCUAUCACUGGAAGACAUUUCCUAUUGUACUCCCUCCAUCACAAUUCACGGGACCUGGUAACAAGCCUUCAGAUAUUAUAAUCGCACCACCUUGCGAUGAGCUGGAUGCGGCAGCCUUGGAUGCAGGAGUGGAGCCACAGCCUUUGUCACCAAAGCAACUACAUGCCAUACGAGAAAAAGGCUUGCACAAGGACAAUGUAUUUAAGCCGAAGAAACUAAGUACUAAACAAUUGGAAUCGAUACACGAAUGGGGGUAUGUUGCCCUGACAAAUAUAUAUGUAUGGGAAUUCGAGGUGCCAUCCCGUCACUUUCCUGGUCAGAGCCACGUGUGGCGCGUGGCUGGAUGGCUGCAACGUGGCAGGGCGCGUGCAAGGGAGGAGUUGUAUUGCCACGUUGCGAGAGCUGUCGCACUGCUGGUGGUUGUGGCGAGAGACCGCCUGCUAAGAGAUGAACCGUUGUCUGUGAUAGCUGGGGGGAAGGCGUUGUUACAAGGACUGCAUAGGUUAUUAGAUGUACUGAUUGGAAUGCCUUCGCUAGAAGCUAGGGAUCUCGAUAAGAAAAUUCGAGAAGAACGGUCGAGGUACUUAGUGGCGGAACUCAUUUGUAAGGAAGAGGACCAGGAGGACAUAACCGCGUUGGCCGCAUGGGUGUCGCGUGCGAUGCGCCGCGCCGCCAGCGAGAAGACGGACGCGAGGGAUGCUUUGCGUCUUGCUCCCCGCGUGCCCUGCGUGUACACCACGCCGCAGAGGACACAGGUGGAUCUGCGGCUGUACCGGCGUGAUAUAGCACGGCGAGCUGCCGCCCCGCUGCAGGCCCUGCUGGAGCGUGAGUCGCGAGGCUGGUUCCUGCACUUCCGCGAGCGCCGCGCUGCGCACCUCGCCAGCCAGAAGGUGCCCAUCAAGGACAUCGAGGAGGUACACUCUCUUUUAUAUACCUCUCAGUAUUUAACAUGUUUUAACUUUGACAACCCCUAUUCCAUUCAUAGUAAUAGGAUCCUUCUAACAACUCUGUCUGUUACUUUACAGGAGCUGCGUGCCGCUAAAACCCCCACCAGAGAGUUCACCUGGGCCACCCGUAUUUGGCUACCCCGUAACUGGUCCGUGGUGCGUCACUUCCGAGGGCGCAGCGAGCGCAUCCCGACGGUGCUGAGCUCGCGCGCCACCUCCAUAGUGACGCCGCGCUCCGACCCCAGCCAGCCCGUGUUCCUGGUGCACCGCGAGCGCCUGCGCCGCACCGCCACGCGCUACCCCGCCUGGCGCCUGCUCAACCUCGCCCACAGGACGUGGUGCUGGGGAUGGAACAUGAUGUUCCUCCUAGGAGUACUGGUGCCCUGGUAUUCACCGGUGCGCGCGGAGCUGGAGGCGCUGGCGCAGUGGGCGGCGGACACGGAGCGCCUCAUCGAGCGCCCGCUGCGGGACUACGCGCACUUCGUCGACGCCUGCUUCGGGCCCUUCUCCGUGCAGAUUGCAAACACCGGUGCGUACAAGCAGCUGGAGAAGGAGUGCAACGAGCUGGUGAUGUCUGUGCGCGAGAAGGUGUCCGCGCGGCGGCGGGACCUCGCGCUCGGCCUGACGGAGGCGGCGCGCGCGCGCGUGCGUAUGGCCGCGCCGGACCUCAGGAAAGCGGUGCAGGCGUGUGCUCUGGAGCUGUCGCGGGCGUGGUCGGGGCGCGGCGAGGAGUGGUGGAGCGCGCGCGGCCUGCAGCCCGCCGACUGGCACGCGCUCGCCGCCAACACGCUUGUGGAGGUGUUCGACGCGGAGGUGCUGGUGGCGCUGGGCGAGGGCGAGGCGCGGCUGGCGCUGGAGGGCGGGGCGGCGGCGCGCGCGUGGGCGGCGCGCUGCGGCCGCGGCCUGGCGCCGCCCGACGUGCUGGCCGAGCGCGACCACUGGCCGCACCAGCCUGACCAUCUGCACACGCACGGUGUGUGGGACGAGUGGAGCGGCACGCCGGCGCCGCGCGUCCCGCCGCCCGCGCUCGACGUGUCCGCCUUCAGCCCGCGCGCGCCGCUGCAGCCGCCCGUGCCGCACCCCGCCGCCGUCGCGCUCGUGCUGCACAACAGGGAGUCGGACAAUCCAGUGCCGCUGGACUCUGACCUGUGUGCUGACAUCCUGCGCACGCUGGAGGACGCGCCCGACACUGACGACAGGAGAGAGUUGGAGAAGCGGGACUCAGAGGUGGAGCGAUACCGCGGCGGCGGCAGCUCGGCCAGCAGCUCGGCCAGCGGCUCGGCCAGCACCGCCUCGCCGCAUUCGCCACACACGCCACAAACGCCACACACGCCGCACACGCCGCACAGCACACAUGACACCGCACUCUGCAGUAUAUCUGGUAGCAGAGAGCGCGCGGCGUGCCGCUGGACGCUGACGGGGCGCGGCGUGCGGCUGCGCGCUGACCUCGCCAGCCCAGAGGACGUCACGCUGGACGCGGACAGGCACGUCGGCACCUCCGUAUGAAAUACAACCUUACUGCACCGACAUAGCGUCGAUACUCGCUAACACACGCGCACUGACAUUUCUAUUCGUCUCUGUCUUCUCAAAGGGAAUGAAAGAGAUAGCUAUCAUACAUGUCAGUGCAAAUGAAUUUAAAACUUAUUUACAUAUGUGUAAGGUCGAUAUUUGAUCAAUCGUUCAACCAACUUGCACGCUGACAUUAAUAUAGUUGUCUCUUUUUAGACAAUGAGAAUGAAAGAGAUAGGUAACACAAGUGUCAGUACAAAUGAGUUUAACACUUAUUUAUAUAGACGUAAGGUCGAUAUUUGACCGCACUGAAUUGAACAACUCGCGCAGUGACGCUUGUAUUAGUGCUCUCUGUUUUGUCAAUGAGUAAGAAAGAGAUGGAUGUAUCACAUAUGUCAGUGCACUAGAGUUGGAGAGUUAUUCCCAUACAUUUAAGGUUGAUAUUUGAUAGCAGUGACGCUUACCCAAAUAUACAAGUACCAAUCAAACCAUAGAUUAAAAAUAGCUCUCUUUACUAUAGUUUAUUUUAUAAUUGUAAUGCUUCGUUUGGACUAUUGCAAGUAAUUUAAUCGAGUAACGAGUAACUUAGUAAAUGUGUCUAAACAACAUUUCGUCGUGUAUAUUAUUGAAUAAUUUUGAGAGUAUUUUAAAUACUAAAUUACUCGGAACUAAAUUACUUUCUUAGUGUGAACUAAUUACCGAUUUCUAUAAUACUCCUAGUUUCUUCAAUAACUAGUUUAUAAUUUAAUAAUUGAUUAUAAUUUUAUUUAUUAAAUAUAAACGAUUAUAUUGACCGGUAUAAAGUUUUUUACAGUUAAAUAGAAAAAAAUUGCCAUCUCUCAUUUGCUUUAAAAAAAACUGCGAGAACAAAAUGUCAGCAGUAUUUUAUAGUAGAAUUCAAUAAUAAGGAGAAAUUAUAAUAAACCUAUAUAAACAAUUUUAAUGGCUUUACAGAUUUAUUAAAAAAACAUAUAUAUCAUCAACACUGAGAUUUUCAAAACUAAUUUAUGUAAAAAUUCUUUUUUUUUCUAUUGAAUUCGACUAUAGUUAAUAAAAAAACACGAAUUUUUAGCCACAAGUUAAUUAAGAGCACAAAAAAACAGUUUCAACAUUUUCAAAGUCGCUUUAAUAAAUGUUUAAUAAUUAGUUGUUAAGUAAAGUUAUAUUAGAAAUGUAUGGCUUUUUGAGGCUACAUGUAUGGAUGUUUGCUCAUUUGAAAUAUGGAAUGUGUGGAGAUGUAAAAAAUGGACCCGUUUUGACAAAAAUCACGAAAUUAAAGAAAAAUGCGACCUUAAAAAAGUCGUUAUAGAAUAUUACUUUAUUGAUUCUAUGUAUUUUUUUUGACACAGAAAUAAAAAAAAGCCUAUUUUUUUAUUUAUCGAAAUUAUUUGAAAGAAAUUAAAAAAUUUGGAUAAUCGAAUUUCACUUUAUUGAUUCUAAGUAUUUUUUUGCCACAUUAAUUUUUUUUUUAAAUUGAUUAAAAUUCUUUUAAUGAAAUGUUUUAGAAGUUGUCAAAACGCGGUAGAAUGGAGUUUUAUGUGUUUCGUAUGUAAUCUAAAAAGUGCACUUGAGGCGAGCAACGACGCGUCUAAAUGCUGUAUCUAAUGCCUUAUUUAGAUUAAGCAUAGAUAUA